Durusdinium trenchii is the source of this 1701-nucleotide messenger RNA. NCBI's taxonomy places the organism in Eukaryota, Dinophyceae, Suessiales, Symbiodiniaceae. The record is from the annotation of a GenBank genome assembly.
GGCCUCAGCCCAGGUGGGUCCUUUUUACCACUGCGAACUUCCCCGACGUGAUGAUUCAGUCCUACACUGAGACCCGCGCCUCCUUCUUUUUCUUCUUCGUGUACCUGGUCAUUUGCCUUUACUUGCUGCAAAACGUGCUCCUCGCUGCGGUGUAUGAUGCCUACAAGGACCAACUGAAGCGGCAAUUGUGUAAGUUUCUUGAUUUGAAAACGUAUUCGAUCAAGCAGGCCUUUGAGGUCUUAGCCUUGAAGUCUGCAAUAGGGGUCCCGGUGAUCACGCUGGAGAGGUGGGUUGAUUUCUACACUGCUUAUGGCCAGAUUUUCCUUCACUUCAUGUUCGAGAAGGGCAAAGCGUAUGUGCAACAGCAGGCCCACCGAACCUUCAAAGCUAUGGACGCUGAUGGCAAUGGCUACAUCGAGCAAAAAGAGUUCUGCAUGGUUGUGGAGGUGCUCUCCAACCCCAGGAUCUACAUCCCCAUGCGGCCGGUUCCCAGUAUGGCGCGCAGCCGCUUGGGCAAAGGCUUGGUGCACCUCUUCAUGAGUGGGGUGAGGGUGGCGGACUCUCGAUAUUCUUGGCGCGCCAUUAUGGACAUUGUAGUUUUGAUCGAAGUGUUGCUUGCACUGGGUCAGACAAUUGUCUUUGUCUCGCCGCGCUGGGGUGGCAAGUUCCGCGACGCGCCCUUACGACCGCCGAGCUUUUGGUUCAAGUCUUUGAUGGCAACGACGGUAUUCUUUGCAGGGCAGAUUCUGAUUCAGAUGCUGGUGAUAGGCCCAGCGAGGUUCUGGAACCGCUUGCCCUACCGGCACCGGUUUGAUGGGUUGACUAUUUCAGUUCUUUUGACGAUGCAGCUGGCAGCUAUUUUUUGCGACCAUGCGCCAGACUGGCUGGUCCGAACCGUCUUGGUGAUACACAUCGCCCGUGCCAUAUGCCUCAUGUGGUACAUCGAACCAUUUCGAUAUUUAACGGCACUCCUGGCACGCCUGCUGCCCGUGUACUACCGGUUGGGGCUCCUGCUGUUGAUGGUGUUUUACAUUUUCACCUCAAUUGGAGAGCAACUGUUUGGAGGGCGCAUGCUGCCUGCGCAACUGAAGGGCAGUGGCUAUGCUGAAGACCAGUAUUGGCCUUUGAACUUCGACGACUUCCCUUCAGGCCUAGUCACUCUCUUCAGCGUCAUGGUGGUCAACAAUUGGUUCGUUCUCGCGGGAGGCUUUAUGCAGGUCACCACACCUUAUGCAAGCAUUUUCUUCGUCUCAUUCUUUGUGAUCGUAAACCUUGUUGUUCUCAACAUCCUCAUCGCGCUUAUCAUUGAUACCUCCGCAGUGGUGCGGGAGGAGAUUGAGGAGAGGGUUGGUGGUUUGGACGAUGAUGAUGAGGAGCAUAUGGAAUACUCAGCAGGCCGGGAAACCUUGCUUGAGCGCUUGCUGCUGAACGAGGACCAGCGGUCGGCAUCCCUGAACGUCAUCCAAAAAGGACCGUCGUACAAUGCCUAUAACAACCUGGGUGAGGAGAGCUCAUCUGAGGGAAGUAGCCAGGACAGCCAAGAGAGCUGAUAGGCCAAAGAUGGCCAAAGCAUGCCAAAGCAAUGUAUCAAGCCUUCAAAUUCAUUUUUGAUAGUUUUUGUGUGUUGAAGGCUUGAGCCUAUGGGGUUCCAAAGCUGAGAUCCCAAAUCCAGAGACUGAAGAUGACUUCAAAGACUUGGAC